AAGUAGCAAUAAAACAGUCAUUAUCAGUCAACAGAGACGGACAGAGUAGGAGACAGGGACAGAGAGAAACACAGAGGUUUUAGAUAUUAAAAUAUAAAACAGAUCUAUUGUAGAAAACAGUCUUGUUUGUAGAUGAAGCAUGGCUUUUGGGUGUAACGGAUAAAUAUAAAAACUGUGCCAAGAGGUGUUUACUCCGACCACAAACCGGUUUGAUAAUGGAGAAAGUUUUGCAUUUAGUAUUGCUGUCUAUGGUUCCUGUAUUGGGACAAGUACCUGUACCUGAUGUUGGCAAUGUUUCAGUAAUUUCCCGAACAGAGACUGAGUUAACUUUAGAAUGGAGUAUAGUCGGAAACAAUACUGAUUACUCUUAUGUGCUGAAAAGCAGCACUGAAAAAGAGACGAAUAUCAGUGCACCACUCACUGGUACUGAUGUGAGACAUAAUGUCUCUUCUCUGUCUGCUGGCACUUAUUAUUCAUUUACUCUCUACACUGUGUUAAAUGAAAACAGGAGUAGUGGAUAUGACUUCUCUGCUGUGACAGCUCCUUCUAAUGUUUAUAACAUUACAGCGAUUGACCAAACGGACACUGAAAUUAAAUUACAGUGGGAUAUAGUCAAUGGCAACAAGAAUUACUCUUAUGUGCUAAAAAACAGCAAUGGAGCAGAGUCUGAAAUCAGUGCCCCAGAAAAUAGUACUAAAGUGACAUAUGAAGUCCGUCUGCUGUCUCCUGCUACUAAAUAUUCAUUUACUCUCUACACUGUGUAUGAAACAGUGAGAAGCAGUGGAUAUAACUUCUCCAGUGCGACCACUCCUCCUAAUGUUGAUGACAUUACAGUGAUUGACCAAACAGAGACUGAAAUUAAAUUACAGUGGGAUAUAGUCAAUGGCAACAAGAAUUACUCUUAUGUGCUAAAAAACAGCAGUGGAGCAGAGUCUGACAUCAGUGCCCUAGAAAAUAGUACUAAAGUGACAUAUGAAGUCCGUCUGCUGUCUCCUGGGACUAAAUAUUCAUUUACUCUCUACACUGUGUAUGAAACAGUGAGAAGCAGUGGAUAUAACUUCUCCAGUGCGACCAUCCCAUCCAAUGUUGCUGAAGUGUCUGUGGUGAACCGUAAUGACAGUUAUUUGAUCUUACAAUGGAGGAUUGUAACAAAUGGAGACGACAGCACAUAUAACUACUCUCUGGAAUACAGAAAUGAAUCAGUGGUGGAAACCAUUAUUAUAAAUCCAGAUGGGAAUUCUCCGGUAGAAUGUAAUAUAUCAGGUUUAAUUCCUGCAACAAAUUACAGCUUCACUCUCUACACCAUAUUUGAUGACUUGAGAAGUAAAGGAUUUAACUUCACCAACUCGACAACUCUAUCUGAAGUAACUCAGGUGAGAGUGACAAAUCGCUCACAGACAUAUUUGGCUAUUGAAUGGGAUAAGCUGAACAAAAACAACAUCUACAACUACACUUUGAGUCAAAGUGAUGGAAAAGAGAUGGAACAUUUUUCUGGAGAUAACAAUAAUGACGUGAUUAAAUAUAAUCUAUCCAAUCUCAGCCCGGGAACAGAAUAUAAAUUUACUCUCUUUACUGUGGUAAAAGACACCAAGAGUGCAGGAUACAACUUUAAGAAUGUCACCACUAUUGACUGUGAACUCUUUGACUGGCAAGUCACCAACUCAUCAAUAAAAGCUGAAGUGAAUGGCAGCACAGAUGUCACAGCUAGAAACAGCACCGGCGGUGAAGUGAAAGGAACUUUUGAGCAAAAUCACGUGAAUCUUACAGAGCUUGACCCUGGCGCAAGAUACACUGUUUUACUGUGGUAUGACUUAGAGUCACAGAAGCAUCUACAAUGCUCAAAAACUUUGACAUUAGAUCCUAAUAGUGUAUCUAGUCUGCACUGUAAUCACAUCUCUGGGGGAUAUGGUCUGGCUGUGGUGUGGGACACAUCUGGAAUUGUGGAUAAAGUGCAGGUGGAUGUUGCAGGAAAAAGUUUCAACCAAUCUGAGAGUAAACUGGAGGUAAAGGGACUGCAAGUUGCAAAGUGGUACAAAGUGUCAGCGACAUCAUUCUCUGAUGACAGGAUGGGUCCUACAGUAUCAGUCAACUGUCAAACUGACCCAGCAGGAGUUAUAGCAGGUGUUCUUGUGUCUCUCCUGUUAAUCAUCAUUAUUUUUGCUGGUAUCUUUUUAUGGCGCCGCAAGCUGAAGCAUGCUGGAGGGUCUAAAAGACAUGACGAGCCAAAAAAAACUAACAGCACAUACAAACCUAUUCCUAUGGAGAGAUUUCCAGAACAUUUUCGAAACAUGAGUCGUGAUCAGAACAGAGGUUUCAGUGAGGAAUAUGAGGACUUAGGCGUAGUGGGUGUAGAACAAUCGAAAACUACAGCUGAAAUGCAUGAAAACAAGAGCAAAAACCGAUUCACCAAUGUUUUACCUUAUGAAUGUUCAAGAGUACAUCUAUUAAUAAAUAAUGAGGAUGAUUCUGAUUAUAUAAAUGCCAACUACAUGCCUGGUUAUGGCAACGCGAGUAGACAGUACAUUGCUACUCAAGGUCCACUCCCCUCUACAGUCAAUGAUUUCUGGAGAAUGAUCUGGGAGAGAAGAUCACAGGGCAUCGUUAUGGUAACCAACUGCCUUGAAAGAGGAAUUGUUAAAUGUGAGCAGUACUGGCCAUUGGAUUACACACCCUGUCUCUACGGAUAUUUGCUUGUCACAAUCACAUCUGAGGACAAAGCACAAUGCUGGACUUUGCGAGAAUUUGCUGUUAAAAAUAAAAACACCUCAGAGACACGGACGGUGAGGCAUUUCCACUUCACUGCGUGGCCAGAUCAUGGCGUUCCCUUAGGCACAGGGGAGCUGAUCCGAUUCAGAGGACUCAUUCGGCAGCACAUCGAGAGCACUCCUUCUUCAGGACCAACAGUUGUACACUGCAGUGCUGGAGUGGGCAGGACGGGUACACUGAUCGCCCUGGAUGUUCUGAUACAGCAGCUGGAAAGAGAGAAGGCAGUGAGCAUUGCAGGAUUUGUACAGAGAAUGAGACUUAACCGGCCACUCAUGGUUCAAACUGAGUCUCAGUACGUCUUCCUGCACCAGUGCAUCAUGGAUAUCCUGCAAUCUAAAGACAUUCCUCAACCAGAAGAUUCUAUCUAUGAAAACUCAGACAUAAUCUUUGCCAAUGCAGUGGCUUUAAAGGAAUAUGAAAAAGCGAAUCAAAUAUAAUAAACAAAGUAUGACCAUAACAUUACAAAAUGUUUGUAUAGUUAGCUUUAUUUUGUCUUUCAAACAGUAAUAUAAAGAUAAAGUCAUAAAACGUAACUGUUUAAAAUGUAUUGCAGCAUUAAUUUAGUCUUGUUGAAAUAUUGCUAUAUUCAGCAUUCAAUACUGCAUUGUGCUAAAUAAAACAAUUCACACACAACAAAGAAACACUUAAGGUUACAAUAACCUUUGCCUUAACAUGUCAAUAAAAAAAACUAAGUAUCAGAUAAAGACACACUCUACUUCCAACAGAUUUGGUUAUGGUGUGUUUAGCUGGAACAGUUUACUAUUUACACCUAAACUGACUGUUAACAACUGCAUGUCUCUGUAUAUAGUUUUAUUUUUGUAAUAAUGUAAGAGGUUAAGUUAACCUCUAAAGUUGUAAAAAUUGAAAAGGAAAGUUUAUUUUAUAUAUGUUGCAAGUAUGAUUCGUUUAAGCUUAGCAUUUUAGGUCAUUACACACUUAAAGUGAAUAUGCAAAGUGUAUGUGAUUUAACCAUUAAAGGUUUUCUUGUUAGUCAUGAAAAACUGCUUGACUUUAAAGUUGGGUAGGACUGAGGCUGUUUGUUGACAUAAAUGCUACUUAAGAGACAACAAAAUAUG
Messenger RNA from Paramisgurnus dabryanus, 3842 nucleotides. RefSeq names its product receptor-type tyrosine-protein phosphatase H-like. Gene Ontology annotation, biological process: peptidyl-tyrosine dephosphorylation involved in inactivation of protein kinase activity. Gene Ontology annotation, molecular function: protein binding; protein tyrosine phosphatase activity. The record is from RefSeq and is a predicted model, not a curated record. Gene Ontology annotation, cellular component: signaling receptor complex. NCBI's taxonomy places the organism in Eukaryota, Metazoa, Chordata, Actinopteri, Cypriniformes, Cobitidae.